CAAACGUUGUGAUUUUUGAAAUGCACCUAGGCACCUAUUUAAAAGUCAAAAGUUCAAAAGACUACGACAAUUAUUUGCAUUCAAGARAAUAUGUCCAAGAAUGCACUCGACAUUUUAAAACGCCAGAACAAUAUUACAAAGUKUAUUAUUCGAAGUUUGGAAACACAGAUAAAAGAUAAAAAUUAAAAACCAUUCCUACAAUAGCCUUAAUUGUAUUGUUUUUUAAUUGUCUGCAAGUUGCAGACUGCAACUAUAUUAAAAUUGCGGUCCGUGGACGAAAUGAAUCAUAAUUCAUAUAAUUUACCUAUGAAACAAUCAUAGAAAUUAGAAAUACAGAAUAAAUCCGGUGACGAAACUCGUUUCAUAAAUAAUAAUUCGGGAUGAUGUCAUCGAACGUUAUCAGGAUGAAUUAAUUUUUGUGUUAUUUUCACUGUGAUACUGUACGCUAUAAUCUUUUAUUGUCUAUUACAAUAUUAUAAUACUCUUUAAAUACGACAGUGAACAGAACAAYAGACUCCUUUCAAAAAUAUUAUUCUUUAAUCUUUUAUAGUUAUUAGUUUUYAUCGUUCUAUAAGAGUCAAAUAUUUCUUUUUAUUGUGCUUAACUCAAUACUGUUAUAAAUAAUUUGUUCUUUUGGCCUUGAAAUGGCAGGAAUGGAAAAUCAUUUAUUUAACUUGAAAUUUGCGGUCAAAGAAUUAGAAAGAAACUCCAAGAAAUGUGAAAAAGAAGAAAAGGCCGAAAAAUUAAAAACAAAGAAAGCUAUACAAAAGGGGAAUAUGGAGGUUGCUCGCAUACAUGCUGAAAAUKCUAUAAGACAAAAAAGUCAAUCAUUGAAUUAUUUACGUAUGAGUGCUAGAGUAGAUGCAGUUGCUUCAAGAGUUCAAGGAGCUCUUACCACUAGAAAGGUAACUCAAAGUAUGGGAGGUGUUGUUAAAGCAAUGGAUGCAGCAAUGAAAUCAAUGAAUCUUGAAAAAAUUUCUUCAUUGAUGGACAAAUUUGAAAACCAAUUUGAAGAUUUAGAUGUACAAAGUUCUUACAUGGAUAAUACCAUGUCUCAAAGUACUACUACUGCUGUACCUCAAGGGGAUGUUGAAAAUUUGUUGCAACAAGUUGCCGACGAAGCUGGAUUGGAACUAAAAUUAGAACUUCCUACUAAUCCUCAAAGUAUCAGUUCUUUAUCUUCUACUACAACAGAACAAGAUGAGCUUACUCAACGCUUAGCUCGUCUCAGACAAGCUGAAUAAAAGAACAGACUCCAAGCCAAUAACUAUAAUUUUAACUUAAAUUUUUAGGUCAAACCGUUAUAGAACUUAUCAAAAGUUCUCAUAUUAUUUUUAUCUAUUAAAAAAAUUAAGUUUUCAUAAUAUAUUGUUUGAGAAUAACCAUCAUCCUAAAUAUGCAAGAUAAAAGUCUUUUUAUUGUUUCUUUUGGAUAAAUAUUGUCAUCUUAUUAUUAUAGUAUUAUAAUUUUUA
This is a messenger RNA of Diuraphis noxia (Russian wheat aphid), 1472 nucleotides long. RefSeq names its product charged multivesicular body protein 1 (gene Chmp1). Gene Ontology annotation, biological process: vacuolar transport. The record is from RefSeq and is a predicted model, not a curated record. Lineage: Eukaryota; Metazoa; Arthropoda; Insecta; Hemiptera; Aphididae.